AUGAAUAAUUCACGUCUUUAUUUUGUUCGAAAUAUUUUUCCCAAUGCAAGUAAUCCUUGUUGUGUAUCAAAUAUAACAUUGAUAUUACAAAAGCUACAAAAUGUCAUGGCUAAUGCGAUUUCAACUUCUGUCAAUAUACCUCGAUGUCUUCUUCUUAAUAGUAAUGGUUCAUUAAUUACUAUCGAACAAACAUCAAGUGUACCUUCAUACUUAGAUCGUUUUGAUCCUCAAACACUAACACUUUUAGAACACAUUCCUAUCAAUGCAUUGGUAACAAAUAUUGCUUUUAAUCAAGAAAAAUAUUUUAUUGGAAUGUCUGGUAAUAGUACGAUUUCAGUUUUUACUAAAGGUGUAAGUAAUAAUUCCUUAGUCUAUGUAAACAAUAUAAAUGCUCCAUCAACCGCAAGUAUGAAUGCUGUUCGAGAUAUGAUUUUUUUAAAUAAUGGACAAACAAUGGUAGUCGCUUCUGCUAGUAAUAAUCGUCUGUACUUUUUCUCAUUGAUUAAUAAUACGAAUUAUACAAUGACAUCAUACAUAACACUCAAUUAUAUAGCACCACACGGUUUAUUGCAUGUAAAUGAUUCAUAUUUCUAUGCAACAUCAUGGACUAAUACUUCUAUAUAUGCAUAUAAUUACAAUGCAACAAUAUCCAACUGGACUCAAACGUUAUUUGUUAAUGCAUAUACAACCAGUACAAGUUAUGGAGCACAUGUAUUGAUUGAUGAUUGCAAUCGGCGAUGGUUUACGAUUCAAGGUUACGGAAUUCGAAUUUAUAAUGAAAAUGGAAUUAAUUUAGGCAAUUGGAGUUUAGGUGCAGGUUAUUUUGAUACACUUCUUCUAGACAAUUAUGUGGUGUUACUAUCUAAUACAGUAAAUAGUACAAUCACUCGUAUAGAUCCGCAAAUAACAUGUGACGAUGGUUAA
This is a messenger RNA of Adineta steineri, 924 nucleotides long. The record is from the annotation of a GenBank genome assembly. NCBI's taxonomy places the organism in Eukaryota, Metazoa, Rotifera, Eurotatoria, Adinetida, Adinetidae.